UGCAUCAAUGUUGUUAUCCGUUUAACUGUUUCAAAAUGAAAAUUCAAAACAAAAUGGCUUCCUAAUAACACUGGAGAAAAGAAAGAUUGUUUAUAGAAUGUGAUGAAGAAGCGCGCUUUCUAGCGAUGUGGAUGAUUUGGGUUGCUGUCCUCUGCAUUUUAAAGAUCUAUUGUGCAGAGGCGGCAUGUACAUUUCCGUCCCAGCUGACCGGUAUAUGGCAUGGAAGUGAUAUUGGUCAAGCAGUAUUUACCAGUUCACAGUUCACACUGUCCAAUAAACUUAUGAAAAUAGACUCGAAUACACAAAUCAUGUCACAAUUUAAUGCCGUGACUUUCAACUGUGAAGAUACUCUAGGAAACAUCUUAUAUAUCAAAUCAGAUGAAUUCACCCAAUACUUUGCACAAUUCCGUAUCACCAUGUGUUGGAAUAUAGAAUCAUCAGAAUCAUCCAAAAUUGUGUAUAACAGCGCCCAAUCUGUAAUGCUUAAUACAACCAAUGCUAGAUUCAAACUUAAGUCAGCCACAGCAACCUUUUCUAUAGCAACAGACUGUGUACUCAAUGGUCCAUAUGAUGCCUCUGCCAUACGAGUCCUCGUAAAAGAUGGAAGUGUGUCUUCGGCAUCAAUAUCAUGUCCUUCGGAUUUCCUCGGCAAAUUUACCUACGAGUUUGAUGCGGGUAGUGCGACCCAGUGCACCAGUAGCAGUUAUAUGGAAUCAUGUAUAGAAGAAAGCCAGAUUGUCUAUAAUUAUACAUUAUGUUCAGCUAUCCAAGCAUAUUCAUCGGAGGGCACUCUUAAUUGUGUGUACUACGUCGCAACUGAAAACAGCACGUAUGUAACUGUUUACAAUUCAGACAGUUCCGUACCUGAUGAGUUAACAACAUUCAGAUUUUCAUGUUACUCGAUAUCUUCUAUAAGUAAUGCAACAGCCACUGCGACACAGUAUCCACAGGCCUGUAUGAAGAACCAAGUCUCGACUGCUUACGCAACUCAUGGAGGCUUAUUAACCCUUACUCAGACAUGUAAGUCUGUUAUAACUCCAGAAAACAUAUUCAGUGCUGCAACAGUAGUUUCUAUUUGUGUUGUCAUUUUACUUAUGAUUGGAGUGUUUUCCAUUGUGUUUUAUUGUUGGAAAAAGAAGAAACAGUUGAAAAAGGUCAGACCAGAUUCACUGACAGUAAAAGCACCACCUAUAGACCAUUUCGAUAGAGUGGGUUCUUCAAUGAGUCGUUGCGGAGCCGUUUCGCCGUAUUCGCCAUAUCCUACGUUAAGUGAAAUCGCCGUCUUUCGAUUUGGUCCUUCGCCGAUACCUGAUUGCGACGGAGGGACAACUCUUGGUGGUACGAUUGCUCCUGGAUUACCGGAAGAAGAUAUUGCACAUGCUAUUCGGCAAAGAUUCCAAUAUGAAAUGGAUUUAGAAUCAGAAACAGAAACAUCUGGUCAUACACGUCCUGUUAAUCAAGGGGAUCCAGACAACAUAAGUUUGCCAAUGUACAGCGAAAAUGGUAUGAACACACCGGAACCAACAAGAAUUCGUGAUAUAUUUGACCAACUGGGAAACACUACAAAUGAAUAUGAACCUGAUACUAUGCCACAAGACGGAAGUUUUACUCCGGAUAAAGGGGAGGUAAUUAAAGAUCACACAAAACAAAAUGGGAGCAUUCCUAAUGAAGAUGACCACCCCAAAGAACGUAUAAAUGAAAUGAAACUUGAAAAAGACGGGACAACUUUAAUGGCUGAAGAUGAACACCACUUCAAUGACGAGUCUACAAAAAUAGAAAACGACACUGAACCGAUUCUAAAUUCUAACUUUGACAAGGAUAAGGAGACAGUAAUAAAAGAUGAUGCAAAACAAAAUGGAAAGAUACCUAACGUAGCAGGUGAAAAAAUUAAAAAAGCGAAAUUUGAAAAAGAUGAGACAAUUUUAGUUGGUGAAAAUGAUAACUUCAUAUAUGAUUCGUCCAAAAUUGAAGAUGACACUGCACCUAUUGUAAUUAACGAUUCAAACUAACCCAUUAUUGCUGUAAAACUCGCCGUGUUAAAACAUUGCUUAGAACAUACAUUUAGUUGCAGACUUUUUGUGUGAUCAUUCCUACUCUAACUAGUCAUUUAUUUUUACAUUUUUCAUAGUCAUAACAGUCAUAUUUAGUUGUGUUUGAAAUUCUUUCUGUACAUAUUUUUUUUGUAAAUAACAGAAUCUUUUUUUCAAAGGAGUAGGUCCGGUAAGAGCCCUUUUUGGCCUCAAAAUAUAGCAGUUUUACAAAAUUCUUAAAAUGUUAACUUUUAGUUAUUUAUUGAACAGUAGAGUGCUUCUGCUUCAUAAAUAUGGGCUAUUUUUGACUAUACAAUGAACAUAUAUCGGGUACUGGCACCUUAAAGUCAUGCUAAAUUACUGAAUUCUUCAAAAUUCUUGCAUUUUAGUUAAAUUUUAGAAGGUUUUCGUGUAAAACGAAAGUGGCCGCAUUCGUGUUCAUCCUUAAUAUUGAAAAGGAAGUUGUAUUUUAUGAUAAUACAUAACAUAUAUAAAGGUUGAGGAUGAACACGGAUGCGGCCACUUUCAUUUUUGACAAAAACCAUCCGAAAAGUGACAUUUUCCGGCAUAUUUUAUUGAUUUUUCAUAUUUGAGCUUGAAUCGGAUCGUUUUUAAUGACUAAAUCAGUUCAAAUCUUUCACAUAAACUAAUUGAUUCAAAUGAAAUAGACACUUUAAAAGUGUUUGAAAAGUGGUCAAAAUCUUUUGUUAGAUGAACCUGAAAUUUGAGGCCAAAAAUCGGUCCUUAUCGGACCUACUCCUUUAUUCUUAUGACAUCUUAAAGUUUCUCCUUUUUUGUAAAAUGGGCAAUUGAAAUUUUAUUUAUUCCUUAAAUAUUGGCUUUGAUAAGUUGAUGACGCAUGUUAUGUACGUAACUUAUAAUGCUUUUCCUUCCUGACCUUCCCAUCAUAUAUAAGUUAUCUUCGUAGUCAUUUAUAAUUCUCCCAUGGUCAUUGGUUAGUGUAAAAGACAGUUUAGAUUGAUUGAUUGAUUGAUUUGUUGAUUUAAAACGUCUCAACUUGCAACAUUACUUGCAUAUACAGAAUAUUAAAAUGUUGUAGACAACCUAUACAUUGAAUCAAUCUCUCAAGUUAACACUACACAGCAAGACAUGCCAGGACACUAUAUUCUGACCCUGAGGAGUCGAUUAUUACCUCAAAAUAAUCCCCAAGACUGUGUAGGUUUUUUUAACAUUAUGUUUCUUCGUGUGUCCUUCGGUGCUUUGGUGUCCGAACGGUCUACGGGGUUAUUAAGCUACUGUAUCAAUAAUCAACACUAAGGAUGAUGCGUUCGACUCAAAUCUUAAAGGACUCGGAUUGUCAGUUUUUCCUCCACCAAGAAAACCGAACUCCACCCUAUAAUCAAUAGUAUUGGAGUCUUGUUACACAAACAAACAACAAAUCAAAUUAUUCAAGAAUGAAUCCUUUGAUUUUCAUUUUCUUUCAGGGUCACGCCGGUACUAUUUUUUGGCAUUUGUGUUUCUUUGAAUUUAAAGACUAACCGAAGAAAUAUUUGAUUAAACAAACCAAUGAAAGACAAACAUAUAAAAAAGACAUCUAGAGAAUUAAAGUAUUUGUUUUUCGUUCAUUUUUAGCUCACCUGGCCCAAAGGGCCAAGUGAGUUUUUCUCAUCACUUGACGUCCGUCGUCCGUCGUCUGUAAACUUUUACAAAAAUCUCCUCCUCUGAAACUACUGGGACAAAUUUAACCAAACUUAGCCACAAUUAUCAAUAGGGUAUCUAGUUUAUAACACUGAUGAUAUAAAAAUAAACUGGUCAAGCAAAUGCCAAAAAAGGAUAUAUUCUGAAUCCAGAUUUUCCCAUACUUUACAGUGUUAUAUAUCGAAGAAAAAAAUAUGAUUGAAAUUUCAAAAACUUAAUUUUAAUCUCGAAAAAAGCAUAAUUCCCUUUA
This is a messenger RNA of Mytilus trossulus (common blue mussel), 3939 nucleotides long. RefSeq lists its product as uncharacterized. The record is from RefSeq and is a predicted model, not a curated record. The coding region runs from base 126 to 2009 and encodes 627 amino acids. Lineage: Eukaryota; Metazoa; Mollusca; Bivalvia; Mytilida; Mytilidae. The transcript is spliced from 8 exons.